GGUCUAUGUAUGCCGAACGCGGAGGUACCACCCGGCGAAUCUCCAGGGCGGGGCCAGAAUGUGUGCAUGUUGCAUGCACACAAAUUUUCAUCGCUGGAGUCUGUGUGGCGUCCCCACCUUUCCGCUGUAUCUCCCUACAGCAUCACGUGAUGAUUCAAGAAAAAAUUCCUUGAGCCAAUACAUAUUCCGAACAAUUCCGUCGUUUGUUGGGACAAGCGGAUUUAAUUUCUGUAUAUUUAAAUGAUUUAGUUGCUAAAUGUGG
This is a messenger RNA of Acanthoscelides obtectus, 262 nucleotides long. The record is from the annotation of a GenBank genome assembly. NCBI's taxonomy places the organism in Eukaryota, Metazoa, Arthropoda, Insecta, Coleoptera, Chrysomelidae.